AUGGCAGGGGAUCUAUCUGACAUGGAUCCAACUGUAGUGGCGGCUCUUCUCGAAAAAUCAGUGGCUCUUCAUUAACUAGUAAUUUUACGAAGCACAUAAGUUAUGUAAAUUGCCAUGCUACUUCUUCUUCUGAGAUGACUUUGAACCAAUUUUUGAGCGACUUUUUGAAACUUUUGAGCAAAAGUAUAAUAAUUUCCAAAAAGUACAAAUAUUUCUCUAUAUUUCUACAUAAAUUUUCAAAACAAAACUUCGACUCAACAAGGAGAAAUAGGGGAUGUUUUAAAUAUGUCGAAAAAAUGUGUCACACAUAUCUGCUGGCUACCAUAUUCCGAAGAUGCCAAAUGAUUUCAAAACAAAAAUUAAAAAACCAUUAUUAAAAAUUACAUGCAAUUUUCUAAAAUUAUUGAUUUUUGCUUAUAAGAUCCUCCAAAUUCAACAUUUUCGCUUCAAAUUUCGACUAAGCAUUGUACAUUUUGGUCCUCUAUUUAGUUUUGAAAGAAUUUUUGAAAAAUGUUGGCUCAUCUCCAAAAUCGUCCUGACUGUAAGAGACAUGCCUUUUGCGAUUCGGAAAUGUGAGGAAUUUCUGGUUGAGAAAUAUGAAAGGCCCAAGCGAGAUAUACUCAAUAUUGCAAAGCAAUAUCAACUUGAGAACUUGAAGAAACUAUGUCUUGCAAAAAUCAAUACGAUUGAUGAAAUCAAGGCGGCAAUGGCAGGUAAUCUAUCUGACAUGGAGCCAACAGUGCUGGCGGCUCUUCUCGAAAAAUCGGUGGCUCUAAAAUAA
Messenger RNA from Caenorhabditis elegans, 781 nucleotides. It is a transcript of the gene Y49F6C.2, whose product is annotated as BTB domain-containing protein. The record is from RefSeq and is marked reviewed. Lineage: Eukaryota; Metazoa; Nematoda; Chromadorea; Rhabditida; Rhabditidae. Bases 335 to 781 code for a protein of 148 amino acids. The transcript is spliced from 4 exons.